Messenger RNA from Fimicolochytrium jonesii, 1590 nucleotides. RefSeq lists its product as uncharacterized. The record is from RefSeq and is a predicted model, not a curated record. The coding region runs from base 103 to 1500 and encodes 465 amino acids. The transcript is spliced from 8 exons. Gene Ontology annotation, cellular component: nuclear pore. Gene Ontology annotation, molecular function: structural constituent of nuclear pore. Gene Ontology annotation, biological process: nucleocytoplasmic transport. NCBI's taxonomy places the organism in Eukaryota, Fungi, Chytridiomycota, Chytridiomycetes, Spizellomycetales, Powellomycetaceae.
AGAUCGAAGAUCACCGUCUCUGAUACAGAAGCUUUGAAGGCUUUAGCCGGUGUUCUUCGCAUUCAAGUCGGUCGGCCCUUGCCAUUAUAGCUACGUCUCACUAUGUUCGGAGCAGCAAAACCAGGAGGGUUUUCCUUCGGCGCACCUGCAGCGGCAGCUCCGGGCGGCGGGAGUCUGUUCGGGGCGCCCGCAGGAGCAGCUCCGAAUGCUAAUCUGUUCGGCACACCAGUCGGCUCAUCUGCGCCGGGGACCACGCCACUUUUUGGCUCACCCGCGGGUUCAAAACCGGCGGCUCCCUCCCUAUUCGGCGCAACCCCAGCCAACGCCGCUGCCCCAACUCCCUCCCUUUUUGGCGCUCCAACCGCUAGUUCCGCUGCCCCUGCGCCCUCCCUAUUUGGCGCCCCCGCAGCUGCAUCCGCCGCUCCCACUUCGAAUCUGUUUGGAGCACCCGCCGCUACCACCUCAGCGCCCGGCGGGACGUCGUUAUUUGGAGCGCCAAACCCAGCGGCAGGCGGUGGUCUGUUCGGCGCCGCGAAACCAGCAGCCACAGCUACCCCUGGACAACCUGCGUUUGGGGCGGCUGUUCAGCCUCGGCCACAGACACCAGCUGGCCCGGUCACACUCAAAACGAAAUAUUCUGAGAUACCGGAGGAUAUCAGGAAGCAGGUGGACGAAGUCGAGAACUUCAUACAACAGCAGAUACGAACAGCCGAGUCUGUAGCAGUGAAUACAACCUCCGAUCUUGUAAAUGAAAUAACAGCAGAAGUGAAGCAACUGUCCCAAAAAGUGGCCGGCCUCAACAAUAUGCUAGAACGGGAUAAGUUCGCCAUCGAACGACUUAGACAACAGGUCGGACGGGAGCUGCGGAGUAGUGAUUUGGUGUCGCGAUUCAUCGAGCGGUACAGAAGCGGAUCUCAUCACUCUACGGCACCACCAAAACACGACGCGUACAUGAGCUACUUUUUGGACUUUGCGGAUACCCUAGAGCAGCGAAUGCAGCAAUAUAGACAUACGAUCCAGGAGCUGGAAAUGAGCAUCAAAGCCCUGUCUCAAGAAAAGACAUAUUCUCCAGCUGUGCUCGUGGAAAUCAUGCGGGAUCAAGACGAUAGUCUCCUUGCCGUAGCUUCAAAAAUAGCGGCCGUUCAUGACGCGAUAAGUAGGCAAAAGGCGCUGUACCUCGAAUACAGACAGAAGUACUUCGGAGUCAACGAUGCUGGGCGAUUUGAGAAGAUAAACGGCACGCAAAAUGAUGCUGAUACAACGCCACUGGAACUGAUUGCGUCCACCACCCUCCGGCCGUCAAAUAUGCAAUCGCAGCUCGGUCAAUCUCAGCCAUUCCAACAACACCAGCCACAAACACAAGCAUUUGGACAACAGCAGCAACAGCAGCAACAGCUGCAACAGCCCAACGCUUUUGGCACGCCAGCUCUUGGCGCUGCCCCUGCUUUUGGAUCUUCGCGAAGGCGGGCACCUACUGGUCUCUCCCUGUUUACGAAGUAAAUUAAGAACGAUACCCCCAACCUCUGUACACACUCGCAUGUAAAUUGAAGGGCACGCCGCACCUAAUUAUCUCAUUUCUCGACAACUUCG